AUGUCCGUGAUAGGCGAUGAGGUCAUCGAACACAAGUUGAACGUAGUCCCAAAGGUGCGCCCUUUACAACAAACGAAGAGAAACUUCAGCACCAAGAAGUACGAAGCAAUCAUGGAUGAGGUGGAUAGCUAUGCUCAUGUGAGUAAACAUGAUAUUGCGGAGAUAGCAUACGCACUUUCAUCAAGUGGAGGGAAUUUUAUUUGGGUUCUUUGUCCAGAUGUUGUGAAUUCUGAUGAACCUGAUUUCUUGACUGUUGGGUUUGAAGAUGACGUCAGAGGUAGAGGCUUGGUCGUGACUUGGUGCCAUCAGAUUGAUGUGAUCUCGCAUCCGACGGUUGGAGGGUUCCUAACUCACUGUGGAUGGAACUCGAUAUUAGAGAGUAUAUGGUGCGGUGUUCCACUACUGUGUUUCCCUCUGCUGACAGACCAAUUCACAAACAGAAAACUAGUGGUCGAUGGUUGGAGGAUCGGGCUUAAUCUUUGCGACAAGAAGUUAAUCACAAGGGAGGAAGUUGCAGCAAAGAUCAAUCGUGUGAUGGGUGGAAAAUCAGGUGAUGCAUUGAGAAUGAAUACAAAGGAGCUCAGAAAUAUACUAGAGAAUGCAUUGAACAGUAUCCAUGGCCAUGGAUCUUCAGAAAAAAAAUCUCAAUGA
Juglans regia (Persian walnut) is the source of this 651-nucleotide messenger RNA. Its product is annotated as UDP-glycosyltransferase 86A1-like. Bases 1 to 651 code for a protein of 216 amino acids. Lineage: Eukaryota; Viridiplantae; Streptophyta; Magnoliopsida; Fagales; Juglandaceae. The transcript has 2 exons. The record is from RefSeq and is a predicted model, not a curated record. Gene Ontology annotation, molecular function: UDP-glycosyltransferase activity.